AUGGCGCGCGCGUCCCGGACGCGACGGGAGGAGCGCGCGGUGAACGACGAGGCGCUCGUCGCGACGUUUCGUGAACUCGAGCGCGAGCUCGUGGGCAAGGCGCGAGAGUGCGCGCGCGCGGUCGAGGCGAACGCGCGCCGACGCGACGCGCAGGGUGAGGAGAGCGUUCGGGUGCAGUGGGAAGAGACGGAGCGAUGGCGAGCGUGGUGCGCGAGGGCGAGGAUGCAGACGUUGCGAUGCGUCGACGCGCUCGCGCGCCGCGCGCAAACCGAAUCGACGAGACGCGCGCUUCGACGAUGGCGCGAGGCGAUGAAGGAGGCAAAUGAGGAACGCCGCGUAGAAAUCACAAGAAGGCGUGAAGUCCAGCGUUCGGUUUUCGCGUCUUGGCGCUCGCUGGGGCGGAGCGCGCGUUUGAGAGCCGCUCGCGCGAAUUCAGAGGCAACGUUGACUCGCGAGACGACGUUUUACGACGCGCGAUGCGAUGACGCCGUGGCGAAGCUCGCUCCACGUUCCGAUGCGCGCGUAAAACGUCACACGAGAUCCGUAGAGAGCUCAGAGUCCGAAGUUCGGCGGGCCUUCAUGCGAGGCGUAUGCGUGUUGAAUCUCGAAGCGGCGAGAGUUUUGUAA
This is a messenger RNA of Ostreococcus tauri, 627 nucleotides long. Its product is annotated as unnamed product. Bases 1 to 627 code for a protein of 208 amino acids. The transcript has a single exon. The record is from RefSeq and is a predicted model, not a curated record. Lineage: Eukaryota; Viridiplantae; Chlorophyta; Mamiellophyceae; Mamiellales; Bathycoccaceae.